Messenger RNA from Thecamonas trahens ATCC 50062, 252 nucleotides. RefSeq lists its product as uncharacterized. Bases 1 to 252 code for a protein of 83 amino acids. The record is from RefSeq and is a predicted model, not a curated record. Lineage: Eukaryota; Apusomonadida; Apusomonadidae. The transcript is spliced from 2 exons.
AUGGCCACCUUUGCACGAGACGGGACCGAGUACCCCAUAGUCCUCGGCGAGACGUUCACCAAAGGCACCGACAAGGCGUCGGUCAUCAAGUUGGCGAAGAAGAAGGACUCGGAGGAGGAGGAGUACUCGUUUGUCGGGCCUGUCACCUCGUCGACAUCGGCGGCAGACGUCGUCUUUUGGUUUGAUGCAGACAAUGAGAGAUUCGUGGCCGAGCUCGUCGGCUCGUACAUGCCCAUGAAGCUCAAAUCGUAA